Molecule: messenger RNA, 4812 nt
Organism: Linum trigynum
Lineage: Eukaryota; Viridiplantae; Streptophyta; Magnoliopsida; Malpighiales; Linaceae
Source: the annotation of a GenBank genome assembly
CGCGUUUCCAUUAUUGUAAUCCAAUUUCUUAACAAUCUUACCUCUCUUAUAACUUUUUUUUUCUUCUAAUCUCCGUAUGUUUUAGUUGAAGGGAUCUCGUGCUCCAGAAACUAUGUCGAGGCAACAAACCAAGAGCAUCAUCAUGAUCGUCCGAUCACUGCCACACCCUACUAUGAUAAUCAUGAUGAUCAUCACAGAAACCCUAGACAGCCGGUGGAAUCUGCAGCAGCAAGCCUGACGAUGGCUAACAAGCUGGCCGACGGGACGACGAACGGUGAUGAGUGCAACACCAAUGAGGAUUGCGUCGGAAAGAUAAUUUGCGGUGGUGUGGACCCGAUUUGCUACAACGGAUAUUGUGACUGUCUCUGUUGCAACUAAAAGAAGCCCUCUCUUUACGAUGUAUGGUUUGCGAUAUAAAACAAGGGGAGAAAUCAUCUCAGUCGUCUUUUGUUGUUUUUACUGUGUAUUAAUAAUGUGUGUAAUAAAAGGCCAAUUAUGUCCAUUAAGUUGGCCAUAAUCUUCUUAUUGAAAAAUUCGGGACAAAACUUAUACUUACGCUAAACUUCAGAUCGAAUUAAGGUAUUGACAGCUAUUUUUUUAUGGAAACUUAAAUCUCUCCCCCGAUCGCCUUCGACUACUCUUUGAUUAUGACUCUCUUCCUUCGUCUGGCCACCUUCGUUACUGUCUCUCGCCCCGCAACACCUAGAACCAAUAAGAACGAGUAGAAACCUGUGUCCACGAGUACCAAUGCCAGUGCCAAAUCAACCAAUAAAAAGCAGAAAUCAGUACCAAUACAAUAACAUAAAAAAGUACCAAUAAUAAUUGGAUGUAACGAGUUCCAUCGCUAUCAAUUCAACCAAUACCAAAAUUAUCAGUACCGUUAACAAAAUCAACCAAUGCCAAUUCAACAAAUAUCAACUAGUAUCAAGCAUAAUAUAAACACAAAUCAAUACUAAUAUACCAACCCCAGAUUUACGUGGUCAACCUGUUGAUUUACAUGUACUGCACGAACUACCUUUGAUCUUUUAUCAUAUUUCUUCUUCACCGAAAUGGCGAAAUCCAAAGCCACUUUGUUCACAUGAAUUCAGAGCGAUAAGCUAAUAAUGAAGUUCGUCAUUUAUAUAAGUUUAUGUUGAUAUUAAUUCGGGUUGAAUGGUAGAAAAGUUCUUGUUGCAUUAAAAUCUUUUUAGCGAUGAAAAUCUUCUUCCAACACGGAUAAGAUAGUAAUCAAUCGAUUGACCGUGUUGUUUGCACCGAUAUAUCAACCAUUAUUUUUUCUUUAUAAUGGUGGAGUCUCGUUGAGAUAAAUGAAACCGUUCUAGUAUUUUUAGAAUUUUUAAAAUGUCUAGUCUCUUAUCCUUCUUGGGAAAAGAAAAUUUGGUUGAAGUUUCUCCAUUUUGUCUCGGUAAUGGGUAUAGACUGUAUAGUCCGUGACAUAUGGGUCCAGCAGCUUAGUUGGAUCCCAUUCAGAGCCCGCAGUGUUUAAAAAUUAACAUCCCAGCAACUAGCAGAAGAGAUCAUUUCAUAUGAUCAUCACCAAAUUUCAACUAGCUUUCCUGCGUUUUCCUACGAGCAACUGUUGUAAGUGACAAAAAAAAGUGAUUACCAUAGUGUUCCCGCCAAGAUGAUUUGUUCUUCUUCACCAAGUUGGUGGUGGUAUGGUGUGUCUUGCUCCCAUAAACAAAUCGGCAGAGUCACUGUUCUGGAACUGCCUUCUAAGAAGCUCUCUGGCUCCAUCUCGCCACACAUUGGCAACCUCAGUUUCCUGCAAAGGUUGCUACUUUCCAACAACAGCUUGAUCGAGGGAAUCCCACCCGAAAUCGGCAGGCUCAACAGACUGCAGCACCUGAUUCUUCAGGACAAUUUGCUGGGUGGCUUGAUCCCAUCGAACAUCUCAGGGUGCUCUGCCCUUACCUUGUUCUACGUAGGAAACAACGAAUUGGUGGGACGGAUACCAUGGCAGCUUGGAUCCUUGCAGAAGCUACAGGAUCUUUGGAUCAAUUCAAACAAUCUGACAGGAACCAUCAUCCCUCACUCUCUUGGAAACUUGUCGUCUCUACGCGUGUUCUACGCAGCAGAGAACAGGUUCAGUGGGGGAAUUCGUGAUGUUUUGGGCCAAAUGACGAGUUUGGAGGAGCUCAUUGUCGCGUCGAACAACUUAUCAGGUGAAAUCCCGGAUUCUGUAUUCAAUCUUUCUUCCCUCACGAUUUUGUCAUUUGGAGUGAACAAACUCCACGACAAUCUACCUAGAGAAAUGGGAUUGUCACUUCCCAAUCUUGUGCAUUUGGAUAUGGCUGAAAACCAGUUUAGUGGUAGCAUCCCAGCUUCUCUAUCCAAUGCCUCGAACUUGGUUAUACUUCAACUGCAGUUCAACAAUUUUACCGGGAGGAUGCCCGGUAUGGAAAGCUCUCACAAGCUUUCCCGCAUUUACAUCUACCAAAACUCACUUGGUGGAGGGAAGGCUGAUGAUUUGAGCUUCUUCUCUUCUCUGCCCAAUGCAACCAGCUUGGUGCAGUUGUUUGUUCAUGUGAAUCACUUUGAAGGCAACUUAUCAGAGGUGAUUGGCAGCUUGCCAACCAGCCUGGAGAUGCUUAGUCUGUACAGGAACAGAUUCUCCGGGAGGAUACCAAGCGCGAUACAGAACCUCGUCAACUUGCAGGUUUUGGAUGCACAUAAGAACGAUCUGUCGGGUGAAAUCCCGUCGAUCAUUGGAAAAAUGGGAAAUCUGCAGUAUAUAGAUUUGAGUAGCAACAAUAUUGCAGGUAACAUUCCAUCUGCCAUUGGAAAGCUGACUAGAUUGUAUAGGUUGGAUCUUGGGGACAACAGGUUACAAGGAGAAAUUCCUGCUGCAAUUGGGAACUGCACAAGUUUGAUAGGUUUGAGCUUUUCUCAAAACAAUCUUAGUGGCAACAUUCCCUCGCAACUCAUGGGUCUUUCUUCAUUGUCACUUCAUAUGCUCUUGUCUCAUAAUCGUUUAUCUGGCACCAUUCCAAUAAGCAUAGGAAGUCUGACAAAUUUAGGGGAGUUGGAUCUGUCACAUAACAUGUUAUCAGGUGAAAUACCAGCUUCUCUUGGUAGUUGUGCAAAAUUAGAGAUGCUGAGCUUGCAAAGCAAUCUGUUACAAGGAACCAUUCCUUCUUCUCUAAGUUCAUUAAGAAGUAUCAAACUGUUGGACAUCUCUAGCAAUAACUUAUCAGGUCAAUUUCCAAAAUCGUUCGAAGGCAUGAAGCUAUUGCAGCUUUUGAAUCUGUCUUAUAACAAUAUUGAGGGGGAAGUGCCAUCAAAUGGAGUCUUCAGGAAUGGCAGCAUGAUUUCAAUCGUUGGAAAUGGCAAACUCUGUGGUGGUGUGAUUGAACUCAAUCUUCCACCUUGUAACUUCAAGCAGAAAAAGAAGGCAUUCAGCCAUAAGUUGAUCAUCAAGAUUGUCAUAUCGACAGUCUCCAGUGUAUUAUUGCUGGCAUUCGUGGGUUCUUGGUUGCUUAUCUUUUGGAACAAAAAGAGAGGAAAGCACGAGACAGUUUCUGCUGGUGAUUCACAGCUCCCAUUGUCUUACCGUGACCUAUAUAAAGCUACAAAUGGUUUUUCUAGAGAAAAUUUGGUUGGUGUGGGCAGCUUUGGUUCUGUGUAUAAGGGGCUCCUGGACAAGAAUGGGAUUGCAACCACCAUUGCAGUGAAGGUGUUUAACCUACAACGUCGUGGAGGUUCCAAGAGCUUCAUGGCAGAAUGUGCAGCACUGAAGAACAUCAGGCACAAAAAUCUUGUGAGAAUACUAACAGUGUGUUCAGGUAUCGAUGAUCAAAUGAAUGACUUCAAGGCUCUCGUAUAUGAGUACUUGGCCAAUGGUAGCCUCGAAGAUUGGUUGCAUCCAGUUGCAGAUGGAAACGAGCCUCUAAGGAGCUUGAAUUUCCUCCAAAGGCUGAAUGUUGUCAUUGAUGUAGCUACUGCAGUAGAUUAUAUUCACCACCAAUGCGGAACACCUAUAGUUCAUUGCGAUCUCAAACCGAGCAAUGUGCUUCUCAAUGAAGACAUGACUGGUCAUGUUAAUGAUUUUGGGUUGGCAAGAUUCCUGCAACCCACUGGAGAUUCCUCUUCGAUUGGCCAGAUGUCAAGCACCAUCGGCAUAAAAGGAACAAUUGGCUAUGCUCCUCCUGAAUACGGUAUGGGAAAUGAAGUCUCAAAACAAGGUGAUGUCUACAGCUAUGGAGUACUCUUAUGUGAGGUUUUCACUGGAAAGAGACCAACCGAUGUGAUGUUCAAAGGAGGUAUGAACAUUCAUACAUUUGUUAGAACUGCUCUAUCAGAAAAGCUAAUGGCACAAGUUCUGGAUCCUGUUCUAAUCAAUGAGCUACCUCUUGGUCAAGCAACCCCUUUUGAUGCCAUUAGCAGCAGCAACACACAGGAAACUAAGAAGAAGAAGGGCAAAAUACUGGAGGAGGUUCUGAUCUCCAUUCUCGAAAUAGGUGUCGUUUGUUCUUCAGACUCCCCAAAUGAGAGAAUCAGUAUCGGUGAAAUUGUCACCAGGCUUGUCUCAAUGAAAAAUUUACUUCAUGACAAAUUUGCACAGAGACAGAUUGGUGGGAUGUAAUUGUAUAGAGUUGGCUGUUGCUGCACGGGGAUGAAAAGUAAAUUCGAGUUGAGAAGGCAUCUGCCAGGGUGAAUGGUGGGAAUCAAGGAGACGAGGGACAUGCAGGAUGGAGGUAGAGUCGAUGAAGAUAACGGAUGGAAGAGGCUUUUUGUGGCUGAAGUGAACAUUUUUCAGGAAAGCUUACGUGGAGGGGGAGCUAACUUCUACAAUAAGUCAAUUUGAACUCG